Molecule: messenger RNA, 7461 nt
Organism: Eriocheir sinensis (Chinese mitten crab)
Lineage: Eukaryota; Metazoa; Arthropoda; Malacostraca; Decapoda; Varunidae
Product: transmembrane protein 104-like
Exons: 13
Coding region: 671-2395 (574 amino acids)
Source: RefSeq, a predicted model, not a curated record
CCGCGGGAGCCAACGCCAAAACGGACUCGACAAUUUGGUUUCAUUAUAGCAUGGCUCAUAGGGAAAGGUCAUCCAGUUAAGAAAAUCAUACUCUACUACCACUACACCGCCUUCCCCAUCCUCCUCCUGGGUGGUGGUGCGCACGCCGCCCUCCGCCCCGUGUUUACGCUCCACCACAACAGCUGAUCGCCUGCCUCCCCUACCUGGCGACGUGGAGCUAAUGUGCCAGCCUCGUUUCCUUGUUACCCAGCUGCACCAGCGAGCACCCGGGGUAGCCAGGGCACAGGGGACAGAUACUAGAGCACGAAAGAGCAAGUCAGCAACACGGUGGUGACAGGAGAGUGAUAUGCCAGAAAUGUGUGUUUGACGUUUGACAAGCGGGAACGAGUCGGAAAUGGCAGUACAGAUGCAAAUGACCAUUAAUGAAAAACUAGUGGCCCAUGGACCUUCGACGGCCACCAGCAAGCAGUCAAAAUGAGAUAAGUAGUAGGCGAUAACCAAUCUUAUCGUUUACCAUCGAUGAGGUGCCAUUUGAACAGCGCCAAAGCCCUGAAGGUCGACCUUGUUGUACUCUGACAGCUGUUCCACCUCCACGCCUCCUCCGCGUCCUCUCUUCACCGCCCUCCCAAUGGCUGGUGUCUGACAUUUCCAGGCUCACCCACCCACCAAGAUGCCCAACGCGGUGGGGCUGCACCCAGGGGAGCAGUAUUCCCCCGCGACUGGCUUGAUCUAUGUGUUCAACCUCAUCGUGGGGACGGGAUGCCUCACGUUGCCGGCCGCCUUUGCUGCCGCUGGGUGGUCACUCUCGGCAGCUGGCAUCCUCCUGCUCGCUCUUGUCAGCUACAUGACGACAACCUGGGUGGUGGAGAGCAUGGCCUGUGCCAACGCCAUCAACCACUGGAGGAGGAUGAAGCAGCUCAAGAAGGACACACACCACCACCUCCACCACCAUCCUGCCACCACCACCACCACAACAACUACUAAUACUGAUACAUCUACCAUCAGUAACUACCACGCCCACUACAGAUGCACCACUAAUAUCUCUACCUCCACCACCACCUCUCCUGGCCCUCAGGAUGCAACUAACCACCAUCAGCUGUCUCCAGUGACAUCCAUCUUGCGUGGGCAAGUAGCAGAUGAACUUGUGAACCGCACACUGGAGAAUGCUGAGGCAGACCAGAGGACUACAGACACCUCAGAGGACCAAGAGGACCAUGAGGAGGAUUCCCCACUCAUAACAGAGGGCGUGAUUGAGAGAACGGUGGGUGAAUACUAUGCCAUCCAAGAGCAGAUUGAAAUGGGACAGAUGGCGGCCCUUUUCUACCCCAAAGUGUGGGACAAAGUAUUUUAUGUGGUGCUGUGUAUAUAUUUGUAUGGGGACUUGGCUAUCUACGAGGCUGCUGUUGCCAAGUCAUUGCGGGACAGUAUGUGUAACUAUGCUCCUGAGAACUGCACUGAAGCUCUCCUAGACAGCGAUCGAUGUUUUGUCGACUCUGACUUCACGAGGCUAGACAUAUACAGGCUGUGCGCGGCUGGCUUUAUCGGAGUUAUGGGCCCAUUUGUGUUCUUUAAUCUCACCAAAACUAAGUACAUGCAGAUAGUGACCAGCUUUACCAGAUGGCUGGCAAUGGGCAUAAUGAUCACGUGGGCCAUUGUGCAGCUGGCUGAGAACCAAGGGAAGGGACAUCCACCCCCUGCUGAUGUCACCAAGUUGCCACAGUUGUUUGGAGUGUGUGUGUAUAGCUUCAUGUGCCACCACUCCCUGCCUGCCCUCAUCACCCCUGUCAGUGAAAAGAGAUCCAUUCUCAAGUUGUUGGCAGCUGACUACCUUCUCAUUCUGAUGUUCUACUACCUGUUGGCAUUCACUGGGAUCUUUACCUUUGCUCACCUGGAAGACUUGUACACUCUCAACUUCCAGCCAGACCGAUGCAAGACUGGCACUGACUCCAAUUUCGUCUACAGUCUGCAGGUGUUCCUGCUUAUGUUCCCAGUGUUUACAUUAAGCACCAACUUCCCCAUCAUUGCGAUCACGCUCCGCAAUAACCUCAAAAGUCUGUGUCUAAGGGAGAACCGUCGCUACUCCUUCUUCACCUCACGCUGCCUCUUCCCUCUGCUUGCAAUCAUCCCUCCAACACUCGUAGGACUCGCCACCUCCGAUGUUGAGAUCCUUGUGGGAAUCACGGGGGCCUAUGCUGGCUCCUUCAUUCAGUACGUUGUGCCAGCGACGCUGGUGUACUAUGCACGGAAGAUGACGCUGCAGCAUAUCGGCAUGGGCGUGAAGAACCCCUUCUCGGCGCCCCUCCAACACUCAGCUUGGCUGGUUGUGAUCUGUAUUUGGGCUGCCCUGUGCCAGGUCUUUGUCACACUUUAUCUCAUCGAGGAAUACAAGGCAUAGGCAGCCCUGUAGUUGUACAUAUACAUUUUUUCAGAGUUGUUGAUAUAUUGUAUAUAGAAGUAUAUUUUAUAUGAGUACGACUCUUAAGUUAUUACAACACAUUAUUAUAAUCUACAUUCUACAGGGUGUAACUUGGUCUAGUUUCACACCCUCUUCUUGUUAGUCUGCUCAAGUCAUUCCUAAAUGACAUUUUAUUUAUUUAUUUUAUUUUUUACUUUUUUUAUUUAGGAAAUUGCUGCACCAGCAAAUAUAUUUUAUUCUUCGGUAGGACUGCUAUUACCCAUUCUUCCUUUCUUCCUUGCACAUUACAUUGGAUGGGAUCUAUGAAAAGAAAUUGGAAAGCAUUCCACAGCAAAGUAAGCAUCUCACUUGCAAACUCUAUCAAUAUCUUUGUGCAAGCAAAUCUUCCAUAGUUGGCACCUCUUUUGGCUGGAGCAUCUCCCCCCUUUACAUGUGAUGCAGACUGCCUGAUAUCCCCUACCAAUUCAGACAGUCUUAUAUUUGUCUGCCAUGUGAGUUGUCUUCCUAUAAGUGUAGACAAAAUCCUUACUUUCCUAAGUCUAUUAGCUCCCUCCCUCCUUCCUUCCAGUGUUUAGGAUGCCUUUCAGUAUCAUUUUAUUGCUUGAUUCUCUUGACUAGGAUGGAUUCUACCAAUCUUCCUUCCUUGUCAUGAUUAGAAUAUAUCAUAGCAUAUUUAUAUUUCCCUUGGUUCCCAUUAAUGUGAUAUAUUUUACUACAUGUUGUAUCCACUUUUUGUUGGUUUUAGAAUUAGCAUGACGUGUAAUAUUCCAUUACCUGUCAAGUCUCUCUAAGGAAAUGGUCUAAUGUUCUCUGCUUUUCCAGGCAUACAGUAAUUUCACAUCAUGCAUUCACCUUAUUUUCAGAUUUCUUUGAUAUCCUCCCAGCCUUAACUCCAUUAGUAAGUUUAACUUGUAUGCUUGAAAUAACUCAUUGCCACUCCUCCAUCAUAUCAGAACCUUUAUUACUCAUUUUCAUUUUCAACAGACAUUGAAGGUUUAGCUUCCUCACCACACAGCAAUUAUACCAUCAUCAUUUUUAAGGCAUCAAAGUGUUAGUCAGUCUUAUCUUCCAGUAGUUGCUAUACAUGGCAUGUUUGUCUUUUCCUCAUUUGUAUCCUCCAUCUGUAUUUAAUAUUUGUGAAUUGCAUCAAUGACUGGUUUCUGACAAUUUCAUCUUACUCUUCAGUUCAAAUUUAAUAUCAUCAUGCAGUAUUCAAAACAGUGCCAGUGCCCUUAUUUGUUUCAGUUUUUCAUCUUUUUGUGACUACUCUCAAGUAUAAUUAUAGUACAAGUUUCUAGUUUGCUCUCACCUGAAUAAUAAUCAUUUAUGCAUUCUUGCCAUGGCAUUCUGGUCAACAAAUAUCAUAUUUACUCAUGUACCUGUAAAUCCAUUAAAUAUAGAAUAAGGAGCUUUUACUUGCUGUGCAGUUUUACUGCGGUUUUAAAUAUUUGAAGGGUUCUGAAGAAAGCAAGAGGCAAGUGUUUUGCUCAGCAUAGGAAGAGAAAGAUGUCAGUAUUGCUUACUUUAGUUUGUACAUGAACCAUUUUAUUUGUAAAGUACUUUAUUUCUUGUAUGUUGUGCCAUAAGAUGAGGCCUUUCCCAUUUGAUUUUCUAAAUAUCAUACACUCACCAUGCAGUCACCUCAAACUCCUCAAAAUAGUAGUUAUGGCUGUAAGGUAGACAAGAUAUAUCUGCAGCCAAAUGCUAUUCAGUAAUUCUAGUGACAGUGAAGUAAGGUAAUCGUAUAUAUUUCUACAAUUUACAAAGGUUAAUAUGAUUGACUUUACUACUAAUAUAUAAUAAACAGCAUUACAUUCAGGAAGCUGAAGAACUGUAAGUGGGACAUGGACUUAACUUUUAUUGUCAGCACAGUAGUAAGACGAAUGAAACGCACAGUUUCUGUUCCUGGUGGCCAGAAGGCACCGAAUUCCUUAUUAAUUUUCACUAUUUUUCUAUAGUAAUUGUAAUUAAUGUACCUGUGCAGCUUCAUGUAGUACAGAGGAAUGGAAAUAUUUGUUUGAAACCUGGAGUGUUGUGAUUGUCCACUCUUGCCAUGUUCUGUAAUCCAUGUUAGUAUUGUAGACUACAGGACCAGGUAGCUUGCCUAUUCUUCAGAACCUUCAAUCCGGCCCAUUGUGAAACUACCUCAGGUGGAAGAGGUUCCUGGGUGCCAGCUCAGUUAUUUAUGUACCUGGAGGCCUUGACACAUGCCUGUGUACUUCCAGCAACACUGCUUAUUUCAGUUGAGCAAAUAUCACAUAUAAGACGGCAGUCUACCUUGAAAGCAAUCUCUUUGAAUAGCAUUGCCGAGUAAUGGGAGUGCAGUGACUGAAAAUCUCAUGCUAUAUUGACUAAAAUAGUGGUUUUGUCAGAAGUACAUGUGUGGUAAGUCACCAGAUAUUUUCCCAACAUUCUUAAUUCCAGAGUGAGUGUUGCUAUGUUGAAAAGCUGCAGAUGAUAUUUGUAUAGGUGCUGCUAUGCUAAGUAUUGACCCACCUGCCAGUGGGACAGUUAUCAGCUAUAUUAUUAUUGACAAAAAAUGAAUAGUAGACGCACAGUUGAAGCAAAUCGUUACAUCAAUGACAUCAUAGUUGUCAGUGAGUUCAUGAAGGUCUUCAGAACAGUAAUCAGAACCUGACCAUGUAUUUGUUGGUAUGAUGAUAGUGUUAGUACACAUUUUCAAGUGAUACAGGGAAGGGUUUCCUGUUGAAGUCUUUUAAGGAUAACAUUACUUUGGCCUGAGCUUCCCUGUUGACAGUUACUAGAUGAGACCUGUUAGACCAAGUGCAGAAGGUUACCCUGCCCGCUUGUUGUUGGAUGGAUUUUUGGAAGCGUGUUGUUUUGAGUAAGGAGUGAGUGCAGGAAUGUUAAAUGUACUUUUGUUCAAGCAAUGUUCCAGAAUCAAGGUCUAAAUAGGGAAGACAUAGAAGGGGGAAAAUAAGAUGUGGUGAAUGAAUUGGAAAGAGAGGAGUUGACAGUCUGGGUUGCAGGUCUUUAGGAGUAUAGGGUUCAAGGGUGACUAUAACAUGGGAGGAAGCAGGAUGGGAUAAGGAAAUGUGUAUUAAUGAAGAGGUAGGUAAUGGAGGAGAGAAUAUAGGCAGUUGAGUGGGUUGUGCACUAGUGCAGUCAAUCGAAGGAGUCAGGGAAACCUGGGAAUUAAUUUGUUAAAGGGGCUGUCCUUGAAGCAUCUGUAGUAGUGAGUAAUUGUCAUGGUGAGCCUUUGAGAAAGUGAGAGAAGAUGUUGAUCUGAUCCUUAAUAAAACAUGAGGAGUAAGUGUUGUGAACAGUCAUGGCACCCUCCAGUUGUUUGUAACUAGCUCAAGUAAUCUUGCAUCCCAUAGGCACAGCACUUGCACUGAAAGAAGAGAAAGGGAGAUGGUAGACAGAGUGCAAGAAAUAGAUGAAGGGAAAGAGAUUAAAUAGCAUAGAAAGUCCAAAUAAAAGUGAAGGGGGACAGGAGGCUGGAACUGGGGAGGACACUUAGAUAUCUUCCCCAGUCCCAUGCUCCUGUCUCUUGUCUGAUUGUCUGACCAUUUUUACUUGGACUUUUCCUUCCAUGCUACUUAAUCUCCUUCCCUUCAUCUAUUUCUCACACUCUGCCCUUUCUCAUUUCAGUGUGAGUGCUGUGCCUAUGAGAUGCAAGACUUGCCUUGAACUAGUCACAAACAGCUGGAGGAUGCCAUGAGUGUGAUAACCCUACUGAUACAAUUGUUACAAUCCUUAAUUCUCAUGGGAGACCAUAACGUCUCCUCCCCAGCAUAGGACACCAAUCCCUGGUCUCAAAGCUCUCUCUCCCCCCCCUAACACACACACACAUGACAGCAGGAUUGGAAAUAAAGGGCACUGCUCUGUGGAAUGAAAGUGUGAACGAAUGAGUUCAGUGAUUCUAUAUUACUAGAUAUUAGUCAUCUUAGAAGAUUAUCUUCCAUAGCAUACUGUUUGAACACAGGUAAAUUCUUUCAAAUGAUCCUUGGUAAGGCACAAAUCACCUGUAAUGUCCAGUUAAAAUAGUAAGUGAACCAUUACUUUUAAAGGAUAUUUUUUUAUUAAGUAAUAAGGUUGAAAGGUGAUAUUUGAUCUGAAUAUGGUACGCAAACAGGAUUUCAUAUUUAGUGAACAAUUAAAGAUUUUAGGUAAAACUGCUGCUGUACUCAUACUGACCAGUGUAAGGGAUAAAAAGGUUCAUCCUUCCAUUCACAAUAUGCUUUAGAGCACAAGAUGGCACAGAUUCUAGAGAUGGUGCCAAAAAUAAAGUUAAAAAUAUGAGCAAAGUAAUUGUUUACCACACUAUUUAUGCAUGUUUAAAAGCAUUUAAUAUCAGCCAAGUUCAUGCUUCAGUAUUACUUGAAACCUUCCAAAGCACACGUAGGAAAAGUACCAAAGGAAAAGUAAUUCCUUGCUAAUGAUGAGUUCCAUAAAACACUUAGUAUGUACUGUAUGAAAAUUGAAAACUGCAUUUACAAGUUGUUGAUGGCCCUGCCAAGCAAUUUUGGACAUUAAAGUUACACCAUGGCAUAGUCACUUAACAUUAAUGUUGAUUGUAUGCUUGAAUGUAUGGGCAGAUAAACACCUAGUUCAGUUUUAUUCAGGUAAUAAGAAUAAAAGUCCACUGGCUUCAAAUAUCUUUGCAAGGAUUAGAUAAUUCUACUCAAAAUCUGAUUUUUAAAAACUAUAAAAACAAAUGGUACUACAUUAGCUAUGGAAUGCUUCAUAGUACGACAAAAACUAUCUAAAAAUAAAACCUCAACUCCCAUUAUAGUUUCAGAUAUAAUUGGGGCUACUGGUUGUAAUUUGUUAGUUUCAGAUCCAUGUCUCCUAAGAGAUUGUCUAUCAUCUGUAAGAUGCAGGAACCGUAUACAAUACUUCACCUUGUUUUACAAAUUUCAUUUGUAAUAUUACAGGAACUCUAGAAUACAGAAAGGUAAAGAGUUUGAAGACUGGUCAACCCAUGAUUGUGUAAGACAUAUUUGGAAUAAACAUUUAUAUAUGGUGAAAGUCUUUUAAGUGUUGUGUAAUCAUUAUAAUUAUUAGAAGGUAAAAAGCUA